Molecule: messenger RNA, 5844 nt
Organism: Neoarius graeffei (lesser salmon catfish)
Lineage: Eukaryota; Metazoa; Chordata; Actinopteri; Siluriformes; Ariidae
Gene: mest
Product: mesoderm specific transcript
Exons: 12
Coding region: 119-1102 (327 amino acids)
Molecular function (GO): catalytic activity
Source: RefSeq, a predicted model, not a curated record
GAGGGAAGGAAGGAGAGAGUCUGGUGUCUGUCUCUGCUCAUGCAGCUGAAGUGGAGGACCUGGGGCCCAGGAGCCACCACACUUCACCUGAGCGGAGUGUGUGUCUGCUGUCGCUGUGAUGAGGGAGUGGUGGCAGCGUGUGGUGCUGCUGCUCUGCGUUCCUCUUCUCGCCGUCUACCUGAACAUCCCACAGCCUCAGCUUUCCCCCGCCCUGCACACCUGGCUCUCCUCCGGACGCUUCUUCAGCUUCAGAGGAAACAAGAUCUUUUACAAAGAGUCACUGGGUGCUGUGGGGAGCUCCGAUGUGCUGCUGCUGCUUCAUGGGUUUCCCACCUCGAGCUACGACUGGCACAAGAUCUGGGAGCCUCUGAGUCAGCGGUUUAACAGAGUCAUCGCACUUGACUUCCUCGGCUUCGGCUUCUCUGACAAACCUAGGCUGCACCGGUAUUCGGUGUUCGAGCAGGCUGGAGUCGUGGAGGCUUUAAUCUCACACCUGGGCCUCGCUGAGCAGAAGAUCAACCUGCUGUCACAUGACUAUGGAGACACUGUCGCACUCGAGCUCCUCUACAGGAGUGACAACAAUCGAACUGGGCACGUGACCAUAAACAGCCUCUGCCUUUCAAACGGAGGUAUAUUCCCUGAGACGCAUUACCCGAGGUUUCUUCAAAAGGUCCUGAAGGAUUCUGGGUUCAUCUCCCCUCUGCUUACCCGACUUAUAAACUUCUACAUCUUCUCUAAAGGGAUUGGAGAAGUCUUUGGUCCGUACACACAGCCGAGUGAAGCCGAGCUCUGGGACAUGUGGACAGGAAUCCGCUUUAACGAUGGGAACCUGGUGAUGGACAGCGUCCUGCAGUACAUCAAUCAGAGACUGAAGCACAGAGAGAGGUGGGUUGGAGCCCUCACCUCGACACUAACCCCAUUGCAUAUGAUCUAUGGCCCGCUCGAUCCGGUGAAUCCAUACCCCCAGUUUAUCCAUCUCUACCACAAACUGGUUCCAAGGUCGACUAUAAUGGUCCUGGAUGAGCACGUCAGCCAUUACCCACAGCUCGAGGAUCCCACGGGCUUCGCAAACGCGUACCUGAACUUCUUCAACUCUUUCUGAAUGGCACACUGCUGAAGAGAGUCAUUAUUAUAAUAAUACAGGAUUAGGAUGAGCUAUGAAGAACGAGGACUAAGAAAUGCUUGCUUAGAUAAAUUACAGAUUUCUUUUUGGGAUUAUUGAUUUGCAGGUUUAAAAAUGUUUCUGUGCUUUAAUAUUGAUGCUGAACACUAGGCCCAGUCCAAAAAUAACUGCACUGACUGUAGCUGGCUGGAAAAAUCUUAUGAUGAAAGAUGUACAUUUGAGAGCCUUAUGGUGACUAAACUAAAAGUGAUGUUUCAGAUUAUAAAAACUACAAAAGACAGAAAUGGGGGAGGUCACUGUAUGACACCGUCAGCUCAACAAACUAAACCUGUUCCUAUGCUGAUAUUUUUCCUUGAAUGUCAUGGUGUGUCUCGAUAGUUUUAUAAGCCAGCUCCGGAUACUGCGAUGCACAUCUUUGCUACGUCGCACACAAGGGCUGGUCUUCAUGGUAGCACUUUGAACUGGUGAGUGGAAACUGGGUUAAUGUUGAAUUUAAGCACAAUGGCCUGACAGUGCAUGUAGGUAAAGUGGCUUUGCAUCCUGUACACUGGGAAACGAGGUCUCUGAGGCGCUGAUCACGGACUGGUAGAGGUUAAAACUUGGAAAGGUUCCCAACCCUGGUCCUGGAGAGCCUUUAGGCUUCCUCAGUUGUAAUGGGUGUGCUAGAGAAAAGGGGGAGGGGUUUUGAAUGUACACGACAGAGGGUCCUCCAGGGCAGGGCAGGGCUGAGAACCAUUUCACAGUGACUUAAGCCACACGUUAUGUUUAAUAACAAGCAAUCAUGCCAUUUUUAAAAAACUCCUGAAUCACACCAGCUUAAAAUGUACACAACUUGGUGAGGUACAGUGGUACCUCGGGUUACGAACUUGAUUCGUUUUUUGACUCCGUUCGCAAACCAAAUUAAUUUUCCCCAUUGAAAUUAAUGUAAAUCCAAUGAAUCCGUUCACCAGCCCAAGAAACAGGUUUUUUUGGUAACUUAUGGGUUUGUGUGGAAAAAUUACAGUAAUACUAAAAUAAAACAAUUGUACAGCACACUUUACCUUUGUGGUUGAUAGUGCUCCUCCUCCUCCAUCCACGUGUGCCAGCAACUAACACUUUUCACUUUCUUGGGCGCUGUAACCAGGGUUAAUUUAAUGCAAAAAAGAAAUCGUAUCAUCAACACAACGCAAUGACGAGCAAUGUUCACAGCGUGCCACCUUGAGUACAACUGAUGCCACCAGUUUGUUCGUUAAUGGUGCUCGUGACCCGAGGUUUGACUGUACUUGUAAUUAAUAAACAACAAAAUGUGCAGCCAUGUUUGUUUCUUGUUUAUUCAUCACUGGAAAAGACACUCUGGAUUUAACAAAUAUUGCCCAUAAACAGAAAUGAAGCUAAAUGUGCCCUCAGCUUAAAGUAAAUAAAAUAUUCGCUCAAUUACUUUUGCAUCACUGGAAAAAAAAAAAAAAGUCAGAGAGAGAUGUGCAAGGAAUACAAACAUACAGGUGAAUUCGAAUGAAGGACCGACUGGGAUUGGCAUGUGACAUCACCACCAGGAUUCACCCCGUUCUCUUAACCCACAGAGGCCAGAAUGACAUCGACAACGUUCUCGUCUGCACUUCGCACCGUCACCUGCAUGGUAACUCCAUCAGCGAGGGCGAGGCGCGCACGCACCAGCACGUCAUAACCUCCCCGGAACACACCUGCACGAAAAGUGAGGGAUUUAAACUUUCACAUCAUCUCUACAUUAAUGAACGUUUUAAUUCUGAAGGUCAUCCUUAGGUCAGUUUUGGAAACCGUUCCUACCGGCGAGGAAGAGGACGUGAGAGUUCUUGUUUUCGGGCACCUUGUCUGAACGUUCACACGGCUGCAUGCCCAGGAAGCUGAUGAUGUUGUUGACGGCCUCUGUGGAAUCAGACAGUAAAGUGGGUGUGAAAUAAAUUAAUCUGCUCUCAGUGGUGUGAUUAGUUUUCUAGGUGCAAAUGCAACUUUGGAAAAACAAACUGGCUACGUAAUGACGCCAGUGUAAUCGGCUUCGUUGUUGCUCUGUAAUUUGUCAAAGGAUUCGAGUUCUGAUCAAAUUACUUACAGUACGAGGAAGUUACGCGUUGCGGUUUCUCAACUACAAGUUAAAAUUUUCAGAAAAGCAAGGUCCUCAAACAUGGAGGACAGAACACUAGUCUUAUUAGCAAGCCAAUAUGAGGAGAUUUACUUCAAGAUACUGAUCAUCAUCAUAGGCUACGUUCACACUGCAGGCUGAAGUGACUCAAAUCCGAUCUUUUCGCCCAUAUGUGACCUGUAUCCGAUCUUUUAUUGACAAUAUGAACGAUACAGAUCCGAUUUUUUCAAAUCCGACCCAGGCCGUUUGGAUACGUGGUCCUAAUUCCGAUUCCUAUCCGCUCUUUUCAUAUGCGACUUCAGUCUGAACCGCCAGGUCGCAUUCAUCCGACUUGCACGUCAUCAACAAGCCACAAACGUCACUAUUCUGCGCUGAAGUAGGCGGCGGGUCUCUCACAAAAAGUUACAACAACAUGGCGCAUGACCACGGGCACAGAUAGAGGGGGGGACUCGUCCCACCCAGAUUUAAAUUCACCUCGCUCGGUCCCCCCCACUUAUAGGGAGGAAAAAACGUCUAUGCUGUCUUUCUUUGCAUAAGGCAAACCUCACGGAAAAAUCAAAAGACUAAUUACCAUUCGGUUUAUUGAGGUGCACAGUAGUGUAUACAUAGUUGCAACAACUCACAUAAAACAAAACAAAGACUGAUAUUCGGUUGGUUGAGCUGCGCAGACUGCACAGGUUGCAAGCUCGAGCUUGGUUGCUAUGGUUACUAACAACAAGUUUGACAGGCAUAUCGGGGUUGGUUUGCUGGCAGCUUUGUCCCCCCCAGUUUUUUGUCCCUCCCAGUUCAAAAAACGUAUCUGCGCCCCUGCGCAUGACAUCAAUGCGAGGGACGCUUCGGGCUGUGAAGGUUCUGAAUCUUCUCAAUGGAAGGACGCAGAGGUUAGGGAGCUGAUUUCCAUUUGGGGGGAUGCAGCUAUUCAAGCUAGAUUGGAUGGGUCAUACCGCAACCGGGCGGUUUUACUUCCGUAAACACUGGCCAUGCUCACUGCGUGUGACGUCGUCGUAUCCUGCAAUGCGCAUGCGGAACACUUUUAGGUCGCUUUUCGUUCAUACUGAGGAUCACAUACAAGUCGCAUAUAUUUGUUAAUGUGAACGACCUCACAAAAAAAAUCGGAAUUGAGCAUUAAGCCUUACAGUGUGAACGUAGCGUUGAUAAAGCUAAUCUACAGACCAUGCUUAGGCUAGUUAGAAGCUAGGACGAGUGCCGCUAUGGUUAGAAUGUUCAUAUUAGCACAAAAAGCACAGCCGUUCCUCCUCCCUCAGAAAACAGGCCACCGAGCCAAUAAUGUGGCCACGCCCACCCUCCCAAGGUUACCUUCCAGAGUCCUGACUGAAGCCAGAGCGAACGUCUCCUCCUUCUCGAAGUCGGCUCCGACCUCCUCCCACGCCGCACCGAAGUUCGGCUUCAGGACUUUCUGGAUGUGGUCUGCUACGGUCACUUCUAGAUCCUCCAGCUAAAAUAAGAAGUGCGUGUGAAUGGCAGGAAUAGAUAUGGGUGAUCACAUACAUAUGAACAGCUUUAAACAUGCGUAUAAAAUGGGUGUCAAACAAAUAAAAACACUGAGAUCAGUGAACUUAACGUACCACGUAUUCGUCAUCGUAACCAUCAUCGUCAGGCUCGCCGGUGUUUGGAUCGCAGUCACGCACCAGAUAUUUCAUCGUACAGCUGAACGUACAGGACACUGAGGCAGAAACCAUAGAUAGAAAUUCAGCACAUGGAACUUCAUAAAGACCACCACUAAUCACCAGAUGAGAUUUAGAGUUCCUGGGGAUUACUGAUGCAAUGUACGAUCUUAAUUAAAGGUUGUUAUGGCAUGGGGCCAAAACAAGCCACGCCCUUCUCUAGGAUACCAAGCAUGGCCAAGUCACAAUGAGGAAUCCUACAUAGCUGGAAAAAGAGCUCUAUUCAAACUUGUAGCCUCUUAUAUAGCUGGCUUUCUAAGCCACUGCUGGGUGUUCUACAAGGUUUGGCAUAUCGUGAAUGUUGUGAAAAAUCACUCAAGCCCUUUGACACGCCCCUUCCCUGACUCAGGAAACAUCAACACAUCUGGACUCAAAUCACAGCUCUCAAGCCAUUUCACGAGCACUUGUUACACAACUGACUUACGAGCCGAAGCAUCAAAGACUGCAGUGUAGGACACUCUCACAAGACAUCCCAUCCAUAAUCAGGUGAAUUCCUUACAAACAGCAUUUCCUGCCGGAUUAGGAUCGAUAAUCAGCGGUAUCAUGACAUCACUGGACUGCAAGGUCACCUGCUGUGGGGUCGUCAUCUGGCAGGCGGACGAGUGUGUAGCAGGAACCAGGCUGGUUGUAAGGCAGGCUGGGAGCCGGGACGUGAUGCACCACUUCAUAAGCCUCGGACGGCUCCAUCUGCACCAGGACGCGCUGCAGGAGCUGGUCGUUCAGCGUGUUGGUGCAAUCAAACUGGAACACCAGGUGACCAGCGAACGUGUGUUUGAUGCAGCGAACCACGUAUUCCGUCUCCGCCUCCGUCAGCUGCACCGGCUCAGAGGACUUGAACAGAGGACCGAGACCCUGGAACUCGGAAAUGGUGGAGAGUUGCUCUGAGAGAGAGAGAGAGAGAGAGAGAGAGAGAGAGAGAGAGAGAGAGAGAGAAAAAUAAA